Molecule: messenger RNA, 1560 nt
Organism: Limulus polyphemus (Atlantic horseshoe crab)
Lineage: Eukaryota; Metazoa; Arthropoda; Merostomata; Xiphosura; Limulidae
Product: mid1-interacting protein 1-B-like
Exons: 1
Coding region: 300-935 (211 amino acids)
Biological process (GO): regulation of lipid biosynthetic process
Cellular component (GO): cytosol
Source: RefSeq, a predicted model, not a curated record
UAUUUGUUAUGAUAUGUAUUGGUAGAAACUUCUACGCAUGAUCGAUUUUCAUCCUAUUACUUUUCUGACUGUAAAGAAGUGACCAUUCAAAACCCGGUUAGUAAUGGCAGGUCCCUUGUUACGAUGAAAUUACUGUUGCUUGGAGGGAGAAACUGGUUCUUAUCAAAAAUCCUCAGACUAUAUAAGAUGUGAUAUUGUAUCGUGUUAGGAACAUUGUGUGUUGAAAAUAAGUUGUGUCUACGGUUGUUCAGGCUGAUUUGCUUUCACGUUGUAGAUUAUUCCUGUAUAUUACAUGUAAAAUGUUACAUAAUAUAAGGAGCGUUAGACCUUCCAUGGCCCCACAACAUAGCGAGUCGAGAAUACAAGAUCGACCUAAAAGACGUAAAGCUGGCGAUGACGCGUUUACCUGUUCGCAGCAAUCUAUUCUCAGCGCAAUGGAUCGGUUCGUGAAUUCUGUUAGCAGUAUGGACUCUACUGUUUUAAUUCCAUCUCGGUUACGAGACAUGGAAACUGAAGGGGAUAACAUUAAAAAACGGCCCCCACCUUUUAUUUCCAAGUCUGAUUUAUUUAGUUUGUACUUAUCGCUACAUGACAUCAACAACGAACUACUAUGGGGACCCUCCACUUGUGUUAGUACUUCGUCAUCUUCAGGAUCGGAAACGGGAGCCAUAAAACAUACACUGCCCUCUUCCAAAGGAAGCACCGAGCUUCGCAGUGGAAACUCUGUUUCGGACUCCGAUAGCCAGGGGGACAGCGACUUGGACAAUAUCACAAACGAUCCUGAAUUGACAAAACGUGAUGCAGAGACAAAGCAUCUUGCAAAUGCCUACCGUUAUCAUCUUCAGGGCCUUUAUACCAUUUUACAUCAGCUCGCUGACUUUGCAGAUUAUCUGUCUUCAAGAUAUCAGGAGGAAGUAGACGCACCAACACUGUAAAACAUUGUGCAUAUAUAAUAACAUCUUAGUUUAAUUCCACGACUGCUGAGAAGUUAAUGUACAAUUCUUAAAUCAGAAAAUUAACUUUUCAAUAAAAUAACAUUAAUAAAAAUAAUUUAAAAGCGUCAACUAAAACUGUAUUCCGUGUUUGUCGUCAUUUAAUUAAUAGUUUAAAGUAUUUUCAAAACUCACAUUUAACUGAAUAAGAUGGUAGUUUGUGUCUACUAAUUAUCGAACUUGAGUAACUGAAAAAAAGAAACAUAUACAUUUUAUCUGAUUUAGUAUGUUUACAUAAGUAUAAAAUAUUCAAUUUGUAAUUCUAUUAAUAUUUGAUUCCAAUUAGUAAGACAUAAAUAUUAUGCUUUAAAUAACAUAGUUCCAAAUAUUAUCCAUGAUAGUUUGACAAAAUAUUUUUCGAGUUCAAUGACACAUUUUUAUAAGAAUUCACGUUCCAUUUUAUGUAAUUAUGUUUAUGCAAAGCACAGAAAAUUAAAGUGUCAAAUGUUAGUAAAUGUAAUUGAUUUUAAAAACAAUUUGAAGAUAUUUCUAAACUAUUCUUAACUGUGCCUAAAAUAAAAGUAUGAAUUACAUGCUGUAUUUACAAGAGAAUUUUGUUAACAUAUAC